Messenger RNA from Symbiodinium sp. CCMP2592, 1854 nucleotides. Lineage: Eukaryota; Dinophyceae; Suessiales; Symbiodiniaceae. The record is from the annotation of a GenBank genome assembly.
AUGCUUCUACCAUGGCUCCUUCCUGCUGCCGUGGCAGCAUGCAGAGGGAGCUGCCACUCCGUUGCGGCAGACCUGCCGAAGGUCCAGUGGGCCUUGCGCGUUUGGACCUUCUGGCCAGGCGUCGCCGAGCUGGAGAUCCGACCACAGGAUCUAAUGCCAGCCGCAGAGCGGGCUUUGUCAAUGAGGGCAGAGUCCCUUCCGUGCCGGCUUGCGCAGCUUGCAUUGCAGCUUUUCAUUCUUUGCGGCAUGGGCAGGGAGGAGCAGCUUCAAGCCCUGAAGGUGCACGAAGAGGCGGUGCUCACAGAGAUCGAUCUGCUUGUGCAGAGUUGUGGGAUGGCCAACCUCAUCGAGUCCGGCUGGCCUUUCUUCUCCCUGCUGGCAUUGCUGAAGGCAGGAGGAGUCCCUUCGCCCAGCCAGCUCCGCAGUGGAACAGAGCAUCGCCUGCAUAGUAGUACAGCACGGCCCUCUGUUUCUCAGGUGGGGCCACCGCCGCCCGAAAGCGGCGUCCUCUACGCACCUCCAAGUUGGUCACGAAAAGCUUCAGGGAAGCCUUGUCCUCGACUCCGGCCUCGCCCCGUUUCAGGAUUGGCUGAUGGGCUCCGGACGGCGGCCGUUGCUGCCACCAGGGCUGCGGCCUCUGAGGUGCCGACCUUGCGCCGCGGCUACGUGAAGGUUGCGGAGGCGGCUCUGCAGCUUCACCACCUGCGCUCCUGGAGACGGGGAAGCAAAGAGCGCAACCUUCUGACCACAACCUGGCCGGUCUGCGAGUCACUCUCCCUGCUGGAAAUGGGGCUCUUUGCAGUGGAGCCACAAGGGCAAGUCCCAGAAGGACCGGUAAGGCAGGAGUUUUUGUCAAAGUUGUGGAGCCAGCUUGGAGCCGCUCAGUGGGAUCCGGAGCCCAGUGUUCUGGCGACGCUGCCGGGCUCCGUGCUGCCAUCAGAGGCCCUGCUCUUCCACGCACUUGCCGACUUGGAAGGAGUGCAGGUCAUCGUGGAAUCCGGGGUCAGCCAGGGCGGCUCUACAAGGGCAGCCUGCGCUUGGGCUCGCGCCGUUCCCGGGAGGCGGGUCCUGGCCCUGGAGCGCUCUGUGUCGCCUUUCGUCGCUGCGGAGCUGCAGAGCCUCUGUGGAGGCGUUCUCACAUUGAAGGAAGGCGACACCUUCAACAUGCUGGAUUCGGCUUUGGCAGCUGCGGGCAAUGCCACAGCCUUGCUCUUGGAUGGGCCCAAGGGCAGGGUAGCCGUGCGUCUUGCAGAGGACGCGAUGAGACGGUUUCCUGGGCUGCGCGUGGCUGCUGUACAUGAUGUUCCACGCCUCGAUUCACGCUACAGAGACGAGCACGGAAGGCACCUCACCCGCGUGGCGAUGGAAGCUUCGCCGUGUCUGCAGGUUUUCAGCGACGAGCCUUGGUACGUGGCGAACUUUGCACGGCGGAUAGACGUUGGAACAAGCUGGAGCGAUACUUCAAGCACGACAGGCAUCCGGAUGUGCAUGGCUGCCAUGGAUCCCGUUCGGCAAGCCAACCUCAGCGCCUAUGUGGCCAGUGCGCCGAAGACGGGCAGCGCCAGCACCUUCUCGGCGCUCUGGGAGAAGAAGCAGCUCCUGGAGGCCCGGCGCAAGCGGAGCACCAUGAACUUCAUGGAAAGGAUGGAGGUGGACUCCGAACAUCGACAAGCACUCGCACAGGUGACCGAGAUGCGAAGAAACGAGGAUCACCGCAAGGCCCUGGACCGGCUGAUCGAGGGCAUGCGCCCGGAGAAUCAAGUCGGAGGUCCCAAAAUCGUGAAGCACAACGGCAAAGCGCUGCAUCAGGGCCACGAUCGCAAGCUGAACUGGGCGCCCUUGGAGUGCUACUGA